ACACAAUGACUCACUGAGAGCGAGUACAGGACGUUACAUACACUUUACUGUUAGUCCUGCGCGUUGGCCGUUGUGUGAGAAAAGUAAAAGUGAAAAUCAGGCCCUUGAAAUUUUGUGGAAUAUUUAUUAAUUAUGCAUAAUUAAUAACAGAUAAAUUGUGCGCGUGUCCCUUGUUUGUUUUGAAUAACGUUUGCGACUUCUGUAGUUUGACGCGUGCGAGUGUGCCACAGGAAUUCGUGAGCACAACCAAACCUUUUGAGCUUUGCUAUUUCUGGUGUGCUGUAAUCUAUAAUUGUGAUAUACUACAGCAUAGCACACACACACAUAUAGAGCUUGCCAGUGUAUACAUGUACGGACAGCCGCACACAUACUACCAAACGUAACGUACAAGACGCCCCCGCUUUGCCCUUGAGCUGGCAUAGUGAGAAGCAUUCGAUUUUUCACAACAAGACGUGAGAAACGCAAAAAAAUACCCACACACACACACACACGACUGACUAAAGUUUGCGCAGCUCGCACGCGUUAUAGAAAAAAAUAUAAAUAUACACAGAGAAAUAUACAAUAAAAAAACGUAUAUAUAUAUAUAUAUAUAUAGAGCAAGCAAGUGGUAGGCGUUAAUAAUGGAUGUGCUUAAUCAAAUACUCAACAUUAAUGCUGGUGGCGCCUAUGGCGGGGGCAAGGCGGGCGGCGCCUUCGAUCCGUUGACGUUUGCCAUGAAACCUCAAGUUGUCAUACGCGCCCUAUGCUGGCUCUUUUCCAUUGUGGUCUUCGGCUGCAUAUCCUCCGAGGGCUGGGUCGAAAAGGAUGGCAAGGAGAUGUGUCUAUAUAAUAACGAUGGCAUGGCCUGUAAAUAUGGCAAUACCGUUGGCAUUUUUGGCUUUCUCGCCUCCAUGUACUUCAUUGGCGGCGAGUUCAUGUUCGAGCGCAUGUCCUCGGUGAAGAGCAGAAAGCGUUACGUCAUGGGCGACAUGGGAUUCUCGGCUGCCUGGGCAUUUAUGUACUUUAUCGCGUUCUUCUAUUUGUGGUCCCAGUGGAGCUCGGCACCCAUGCCCCCGCAGGGAAUUGGCGCCGGCAGCAUGAAGACGGCCAUUGUAUUCUGCUUUUUUAGCAUCUUCAGCUGGGCUCUGUGCGCCUUUAUGGCCUAUAAACGUUUCCUGAUUGGCGCCGGCGACGAGUUCACCUCGGCCUUUGAGACUGAUCCGGCCAACGUGGUGCACCAGCAGGCAUAUAGCUACUCCAUGGACAACGACAAUGAGCAGUACAGUGCCUCGCCAUUUGGUCAGCCACAGCAGGGCAUCGAACAACAGUCGGGCAUGGAGUAUCAGCAACCCACCUACUAAGCGUAUCUCUUAGCAAGUUGUGCCACUCCUCCGUUGUCGACACACACAUUUUUUGGUAGUGCAAAUGGCAAAUACAAUUUUUACACCAACUGCAACUAUAGUGCACAAGUUGGCUUAACCUAAUACACCGAUGUCAAGCAUAUACGAACAACAACAACUACAACCACAACUACAACAACAAUGCCAUGCAUUUGCUUCAGCAAGGAAUACAGUAAGCAGCAAGCCGAUCUGCUCAGAUGAAAGCCCUAUCCUUAUACAGUAUAAUAUUAAUGAUAAUAAUUUAUAAGCUAGCCCCCUAAGUUAUGUGUGCAGUUUUUGUAGUGAAAAUUUGUUGCAAUAUGUACGAGUAUGAUAUAUACA
Molecule: messenger RNA, 1700 nt
Organism: Drosophila novamexicana
Lineage: Eukaryota; Metazoa; Arthropoda; Insecta; Diptera; Drosophilidae
Gene: Syngr
Product: synaptogyrin
Exons: 5
Coding region: 621-1340 (239 amino acids)
Cellular component (GO): neuromuscular junction; synaptic vesicle membrane
Source: RefSeq, a predicted model, not a curated record